This is a messenger RNA of Heterobilharzia americana, 735 nucleotides long. The record is from the annotation of a GenBank genome assembly. Lineage: Eukaryota; Metazoa; Platyhelminthes; Trematoda; Strigeidida; Schistosomatidae.
GAUAAAUGACUACAUCGGAUAUUAUGGAUCAAGAAGAAGAGGAUGGGAAUUAUGAACAAACCUCUUCCAAUCAGAUUAGUACUACAACUAAUACUAAUACCAACAAUGAUAAUGAUGAUAAAACAGACCAGGUAAUUGGUCAUAUGCGUGAUGAAGCUUUGCGACGUAAAGAACGCUUGAAACAGUUACGUAUGAAGAAUGCAUCACAGAAAAGCAUUAUACACUUACAAAACGAUGAUGGUGAAUUACCUAAACCGAUAUUUCGUAAUUAUAAACCACAAUCAGAAGAAUUGAAAGAUGGUGAACUUCCGGCUGGUAAACCAGUUGAUUUGAAUAAGCACAUUAUUUCACAACUUGAAGCUGCUGAUGCUCCAGUUAUAGUCGAUGAAGUUAAUUUAAUGAGUCUUGCUCCCCGUAAACCUGAUUGGGAUUUAAAAAGGGGUGUUGAGAAGAAAUUACGCAAAUUGGAGCGUCGAACACAACGUGCUAUCGCUGAGUUGAUUCGUGAACGUCUCCUUGAAACAAGUUCAGACCUAACUGGCGGUGGACUCAUCAAUCAUACAAAGUCAAUUGAAUAAUUUCGUUGUUUAAUUCUCUCCAUCUUUUGUGUAUUGACUUGACUUCUGGUAUUAUACUAUGUAUAAUGUGAAAUUUUUUUGUUCUAGACGAAAGACAUAUGGGCAUAUUAUAAAUUGACAAAAUUGUCUAUCAUCAAUAUAUAAACUAAGAGGUGUU